GCAACAACAACUACAUACAAUACUACGAGCAUUCAAUGACUUGGUGCGAGAUUGACACGACCGUAUCGUGUUAACAGACCAUCGGUACCUUCUGAUUCUAAGUCCAGUCAUUGAACUGCAUGAUUGACUAAUACGAUAUCCCGCUGGCUGAUCACCAACAUGUCACAAUCUCUCCGUCCCUAUCUCCAAUGCGUCCGAUCCUCCUUGACGGCGGCUCUUUCUGUAUCCAAUUUCGCAUCCCAGACCUCCGAGAGACAUAAUGUUCCGGAAAUCGAAGCUGCCAGCUCCCCCGAACUGCUCUUGAACCCGCUCACAGUAGCCCGCAACGAGAGCGAGCGGGUCCUGAUUGAGCCCAGUGUGAACAGUGUGCGCGUUAGCAUUCGUAUCAAGCAAGCCGACGAAAUCGAAAAUAUUCUAGUACAUAAGUUUACAAGAUUCUUGACUCAACGUGCGGAGUCGUUCUUCAUCUUGCGACGUAAGCCUGUGAGGGGAUACGACAUUUCUUUCCUCAUUACCAAUUUCCAUACCGAAGCCAUGUUAAAACACAAGCUCGUCGAUUUUAUAAUCCAAUUCAUGGAGGAAGUAGACAAGGAAAUCUCAGAAAUGAAACUCUUUUUGAAUGCACGAGCUCGAUUUGUUGCCGAGUCCUUUCUCACUCCAGUAAUUUGAUUGAUUCAGUGAUAUCUCUUAGCCUUGUUAUUUUGAAUUUCAAACAAAUUAUUGUUA
Messenger RNA from Talaromyces stipitatus ATCC 10500, 726 nucleotides. Its product is annotated as ARP2/3 complex 20 kDa subunit (p20-ARC), putative. NCBI's taxonomy places the organism in Eukaryota, Fungi, Ascomycota, Eurotiomycetes, Eurotiales, Trichocomaceae. Gene Ontology annotation, molecular function: actin filament binding. The record is from RefSeq and is a predicted model, not a curated record. The coding region runs from base 160 to 669 and encodes 169 amino acids. The transcript has 6 exons. Gene Ontology annotation, cellular component: Arp2/3 protein complex; actin cytoskeleton. Gene Ontology annotation, biological process: Arp2/3 complex-mediated actin nucleation; actin filament polymerization.